AUGCAGCGGGUGGAUAUGCAGCGCGUUGGAUCCCAGCGGAGCGGCGUGCUGUUUGGUGGAGCCGUGCCGCGCCAUCUGCUCGCCCAAGUUCUUCUGGCAGGUCACGUGCCUUCCUCACAUCGCCCUACUCACGUGCCCUCCUCACAUCGCCCUCCUCACAUCGCCCUCCUCACAUCGCCCUCCUCACAUUGCCCACUUAAGGCUGCAUUUCGUGCCCACCACUCACCUCACUCCCCUCCAUCACUUCGUGCCUAUCGUGUUUGUCUGUCUCUCCACUCUACCCCUCCUCAUUCCCCUCUGCCCCUCGGCCCCUCAUUCCCCUCUGCCCCUCGGCCCCUCAUUCCCCUCUGCCCCUCGGCCCCUCAUUUCCCUCUGCCCCUCGGCCCCUCAUUCCCCUCUGCCCCUCGGCCCCUCAUUUCCCUCUGCCCCUCGGCCCCUCAUUCCCCCACUGCCCCUCGGCCCCUCAUUCCCCUCUGCCCGUCGGCCCCUCAUUCCCCGCUGCCCCGCUGCCCCUCUGCCCCGCUGGCGGUCUGCGCCCCGCACCCUCGUCCCCCCUGCCCGCUCCCCCCCCCACUGCAGCGGUACGGCUUCACCUUCCCGCUCACGCUCACCGCCAUCCACUUCGCGCUCUCAUUCGUUGGCGCCUUCACGGCCAUUGAGGUCAGUUGUGCUUUCACGGCCAUCGAGAUCCUGCAGGUGUGUCCCAAGGCGGCGGUGGAGGCGGGGGAGAUGGUGGCGUGGGUGAUGCCCAUGGCCGUCGUCACCUGCUUCAACGUCGUGCUCGGCCAGCUCUCCCUGCGCUAUGUGCCGCUGCCCGCCCUCCUCUCCACCAAGGCCCUCUCGCCCGGCCUCACAGUGGCCAUCCAGGCGCUGGCGCUACAGGCGGACUACGACUGGCGGCUGUGCCUCUCAUUGCUGCCAGUGAUGGCGGGCGCCAUGCUGGCCUACGCGCCCUCCGUGCACUUUGCGCUGCCCACGUUCCUGUCGGCGCUGUGCUGUGUGGUGCUGGGCUGUGCCACGGUCAUCUGUGCCGAGGUGCUGCUCAAGGGCAAGCAGUACAGCCUCGACUCCCUCAACGCUCUGUACCAGCUGGUGCCCUACUCGGCGCUCAUCCUCGCGCCGCCAGCAGCGGUGCUGGAGGGGUGGCAGCUGUGGGGGUGGUUCGUGGCUCAGGCCAACCCCUGGCCCGCUGUCAUCGCCAUCCUCAUUAGUGGCUGCUUCGCUUUCUGCCUCAACUUCUCCCUGUUUUACACGAUCCAAAAGACCAGUGCGCUGACGUUCAAUGUGGCGGGCAACCUGAAGCUGGUGAUCACACUCGUCUUCUCCUGGCUGCUCUUCCGCACGCCCAUGGCGCCCAUCAGCCUGCUUGGCUGCCUGCUGGAGCUCGUGGGGGUGGUGUGCUAUGGCUGGGCCAUCUUCUCCUUGCGCAAGCGGCAAGUGGAGAUCAUGAGAUCGCCCUCGGCGCAGGUUAGGGUGGAGCAGGAGGCGAGUGAUGAUAUAGUGCAGGUGUAUCUAGGAGCUAUGCUCCUCCCAACUCUACAGAUGGCAUCGGCGGAGGUGAUACGGGUUAGCGAGUGCAAGGCGGCAGUCGUCGCUAGACUUCGGAAUCUCGACGCUGCGGAAUGGGGAAUGCUGUGGGAGAACGCGGCGGCGGCGGACGAGGAGGAAGAAGAGCCCUUGGAGCAAGUGCCGCACAGCGCGCCGUUUUCUCUGUCAAGCCCCAUCAUGGCAGGCGCUGCGGGGACGAUCAGCGCGAGGCGAAGCUGGGCGUGGCGCGAGAAGGUGAGGUCGUUCGGCCGGCAAUUCUUGCCGCGGCGCGGCAGCUGCGACGACCUGAACGUCGCGAUUACGACGGUUACGGUAACGCAGGCGAAGCGAGCAAAGUCGUUUCCGGAGUCCAACGAGCGCGGCAACGAGAAGGGCCCCAGGGCCGGGCGAUCGCGGCGCGUGGACAGCCGAGGCGUAUGGCGGAGCGUCUACGAGCCGAGGUGGCUGGAGGAAGGGCUGGCGGAAACCUCUGGAGACCACGAACGGCGCGCGCACGGCGUGAUUCGCGACGGGAUGGGAGUGCGCGACGAUACGGCGCAGCGCGCGGCGGAUGCACGGGCUGUCGCGGGGGGAGAGGGCUCGGCGCGCUACCAGCUGCUGCGACAUAACUCCCUUCCCUGCGCGUGCGCGUCGCAAAAGGUUUCGCCGACCCUACCGCGACGCGCGUCGGCGAUGCAUGUCGAUGGCAGCGCUGAGCAUUCUGCUCGUUCCGUCGCAGGAGCGAAGGAGCAAUUGCCGUCGUCGUCGUCAUCGUCGCAGCACAGGCGCACCCCGUCUCUGCUCGUCAUCCCCCCAUUCCUCCCCUCCUGCCUCCCCUCGCCCUCGCCCGUUGCCGCUCCCUGCCGCACUGCCCCCGCCACGCCGUCUCCCCUCACCAACACGCUCCGCAAUGACUUCGCCACCGCUUCGGAAUGCAGCCCCACCGACGGCUGCAGAGACGCUGACGGCUCGCCUGCUGCUUCCGCUGGCAGCGGUGGCGGGAAGCGGAGCAGUGGAGCAAAGCGCGAUGGGCGCACGACGCGAAGAAGCCCCGCAGAAGGGCGGACUCUUUCGAGCGGCACACCAACAGAGGGCGGGCAGUCGGGCGCGAAAUGGCGGUCCGCCUCGAUCAUGGCGACGCCGCGACUCACGGCGAGGCCGCCGUCUCCGUUCGUUCCGGCUGGCAAGAGCGGAUUGUGCUGCAAGUGCCACGUGGCGCGCGUGUACGCGCUGAUGGUGUUCAUCAGCCUCCUCGCGCUGAUGCUCUUUCUCCUCGUGCCCUGGGCCGCGUCGCACGGCGCCAUCCGUGCGACUGCUGGCGACGCUGUCGCUGUCGCAGAGGCAGGAAGCGGAGGUCGUGUGCGAGGGAGGGGCAGGGGUCCGCAGCGCGAGCGCGGGGAAUCGUUGCAUUUUGGGGGGAAUGGGGGGAUUGCGGAGAGCGCAAUGCGCAUGGGCGGAGAGCAGGCUGACAUGAUUCAAGCGAAGGCAGUGACCAUGGCGGACGCUGCUGACGCUGAAGCUAGUAGCGAGACUGCUUUCAAGGGAGAUGAGGCGUCGAUGGGGGGAACAGGGGCUGGGGAGGAGAUGGAAGAGGGGGAGGAGAGAGGAACCGAUGGGGGAGAGGCGGAGGGAAAUGGGGAAGCAGGGCAGGGAGGGGAAGGAGAGGAGCGAGGAGGAGGGGGAGGGGAGGUGCCGAUGCCUCUGCGGCACACACCCUUCCUUCUCUUCUUAUCACCAGCCCCCAUGCCUCCCCAUGCCAUGCGCCACUGUGAGCGCCCACCAUACCCACCUCCUCCCUUUCCUCCGCGCCCACCCUUCCCCCACACUCUGCCUUCCAUCUCCCCCUUCUCUCCCCACGUCCCGUCAACAGCAACGGUGGCGCUUUGCGAACCGGUGCAGGUGGCGGUGCGGCACGGCAUGGCGGCGGACUGGCAGAUCAAAAGCAACUCGCUGCGCCCACGGGCGGACGGCGACGUGGUGGGAGGGGUGGUGCAGGACGACGGGUGGGUGGAGGACGGCCAGGGGGAGGGCGGAGGGGGAGGCGGAGGAGGGGGUGGAGAUGGGUCGGUGCAGGUGCCGCAGUUUGUGGAGGGGUUUGGGGUGCACAUAGAGCAGUAUGCGGCGGAGUACUGGCUCACGCUCUCCCUGCUCGCCGGUGGGCUGCCCUCCGUGCAGCGCGUGCGGCGGGCAGAGGACGCCCACAUCAUCUUCGUGCCGGCCUUCUCCUCCGCCUUCUACGCCACGCAGAUGAAGACAGUCUCCAUGGAGAAGGCAUCCUGGCUCGCUUCCUGUGUGCUCGCUUCCUGUGUGCUCGCUUCCUGUGUGCUCGCUUCCUGUGUGCUCCUUGUCCGUCUCUUCCCUCCCUCUCCCACCUCCGCUUCUGCCUGCUUUUCUCCCCCUUCCCUGCCCCCUCAAGGCAGCAAUGAGAGGCGGCGGCGGGCGGGGGACACGAGGAUACCGGAGGAGCAGCACGUGCUGGCCGCAGUCACACAGCACGCGCUGUGGGGGGACGGGGGCGGGCAGGGAGGAGGGGCCAGCCAGGGGGCUGAGGGGCAGCAGGGGGAGGGCGAGCUGCUGGAGAAGGUGGAGGUGGAGACUGGGGAGGGCUCACCUGGUGGCGGUGGUGCAGGGGAGGCGGGCGGCAGCAGCAGACGACGACUGCUGCGAGCGCUGAGAGGGAGACGGAAAGGGAAGGAAUCAGGGGCGGGCGAGCAGGCGCAGAACGCACAUGUGGAGGGCCAGCAGGGACCCGAUGGUGGGGCUGGAGGGGCAGAGAGGGGCGAUGCAGCAGAGAAGUUGCAGAGUGAGGGAGGCAAGGGGUCCCUUGCGUCUCGGCGGGGGGACUUCCUCAUUCCAGCAGUGCACCCCCACGCGCUGUCCACGGUGCGGCACGAGCUGGCAGCAGCGCACUUGCUGAUGGUGGACUUCAGCCAGCCGGCGGAGCAGGUGGCGCAUUUAGACAAGGACGUGCUGGUGCCCUACUCCGCCCUCAUCCCGCCCUUCCUCAAUGACUCGCUGCCGGGGGAGACAAAGGGUGGGCAGGGCAGAGUGGGAGGGGCGGAGGCAGGAGGGGCCAUGCGGGUGCAGCUGGCGCGGCUGCUGGCGAACGUGAGUGGGGCAGACAUAGCGGAGGGGUCGCCACUGCAAGGAGGAGUGCAGGCUGCCACAGCAGGCAUGCGCUCCUCCAAGUUCUGCCUCGUGCCGGAAGGCGACACGGCGUCGUCAUGCCGGCUGUUUGACGCCAUUCUAUCGCACUGCAUCCCGCUGGUUGUCUCUGACUCGCUCGACCUGCCAUUCGAGGAGGCCCUCGACUACACCGCCUUCGCCCUCUUCCUCCCACAGGCCCUCGCCCUCCGCCCCGGAUACGUUGAGGCCUUCCUGCGAAACGUGUCGCACGAAUCAGCAUAUGCCAUGUGGCAGCGGCUCAAAGAGGUGGCGCACCAUUUUGUCUACUCCACGCCGCCCAAGCCCGGAGGGGCGGAGGACAUGAUCUGGCAGGCUGUAGCGCGGCGGUGGGCAGGGGACCACUAUGGGCGGCGCUACAACCGGGAGAACCAGAGGAGGCGGAGGAGGGUGAUGGAGCAGCUGUUGGAGCGAGAAGGGCUCAGUGCUGCUGACAUAGUGGUCAGACCACGUGCCCUGCCACUCAUGUAA
Closterium sp. Yama58-4 is the source of this 5181-nucleotide messenger RNA. The record is from the annotation of a GenBank genome assembly. Lineage: Eukaryota; Viridiplantae; Streptophyta; Zygnematophyceae; Desmidiales; Closteriaceae.